AUGGAAACAGAAGCAGAGCAAACAUGUAGUAACCAAACAAAUGAUAAUAUAGUGAUUAGUGAUGACAAGCAAUUGGUUGAUGUCCAAUUAGUACAUGACUACCUAUGUAAUCAUAGUUACUGGGCCAAAGAUAUAUUAUAUAGUGUCGUACAAACAUCGAUAGAUAAUUCCUAUUGUAUUGGUGCCUAUGUCAACAACAACAAUAAUGUAAACGGCAAUGACGAGAAGAAACUAAAACAAAUUGGAUUUGCAAGAUUGAUCACCGAUUAUAGUACUUUUGGAUGGUUGGCCGAUGUAUUUGUAUUGCCAGAGUACCGAGGAAAGGGUGUUUCCAAGUUGAUGGUUGAACACUUGUUGGCUCAAAAAUGGACAGAUUAUAUGCGCAGAAUCAUGUUGAGCACGAGUGAUGCUCAUGGCCUCUACAGUCGCUAUGGAUUUCAACAUAUCCCAACCAAUGCUCCAACUCUUCCUAUGGCCAUUUUAAAGUUAAAUGCCCAUCAACUACAACUACAAGAUUUAAAAAUUAAACAACAACAACAACUAGAACAAGAACAAGAGAUAAAAGAGAAAAUAUAA
Molecule: messenger RNA, 576 nt
Organism: Cavenderia fasciculata
Lineage: Eukaryota; Evosea; Eumycetozoa; Acytosteliales; Cavenderiaceae
Exons: 1
Coding region: 1-576 (191 amino acids)
Molecular function (GO): acyltransferase activity, transferring groups other than amino-acyl groups
Source: RefSeq, a predicted model, not a curated record